This is a messenger RNA of Entrophospora sp. SA101, 240 nucleotides long. NCBI's taxonomy places the organism in Eukaryota, Fungi, Glomeromycota, Glomeromycetes, Entrophosporales, Entrophosporaceae. The record is from the annotation of a GenBank genome assembly.
AUGUAUCCAAAUAUCAGUGUGACAAACUGGGGAGACAUCCGGGCUGAUUUUGGAUGGCCAUAUGUAUCUGAUAUAGAUUUUCGAUUGAUACAAGAUAUGGUCAACAAGGCUUAUGAAGAAUAUGGUAGAAGAACAACGAUUAAUGUUGUUGAUGAAAAUUUAUAUCCCAGAGCUUUUGGUAAAAACAAGGAUAACAUUGUUGGAGAUACAAGAAUAUUACUUGAACUAAUUAGAACGUAG